Prunus mume (Japanese apricot) is the source of this 1635-nucleotide messenger RNA. NCBI's taxonomy places the organism in Eukaryota, Viridiplantae, Streptophyta, Magnoliopsida, Rosales, Rosaceae. The record is from RefSeq and is a predicted model, not a curated record.
AUGCGGAAUAAGCUCAUCGUAUACACCAUGAAUUUCCCCUACGAGAGUAAGGUUUUUGGAGAUAGCCCCACUUUUAAAGAUUUUCGGGUUGUAUAUAACAGUCUUUGUGUUACUACAAAGCUCUGCUUGUUGUGUUUUGCUGUGUUUCCAGCAAAUGAGGUUAUAAAGAAGAGGCUUUUGGUACAUUGGUGGAUUGGAGAAGGGUUCCUGAACCCUCCUGUUGAUGGCAAAGAGACGGUCGUGGAAAUUGCGGAUGGUGUAUUUGAAGAGUUAACAAAGAAGGGCUGCAUUGAACCUGUUUACAAGAAACGGAGAUCAGUUGUGCGUAGUUUUAAAAUGCACCGUCUUAACCGUUCCGCAGUGAUUGUGAUUGCCAAAGAUGUGAGAUUCGUUGAUUUUGAUAGUAAGGGAAAUCCCACUGCCAACUUUUCAUGGUCUCACCGGGCUUGCUUGAUGAAUGGUUCUUCUCAUCUGACAUUGGCAAACAGACCCGAUUUGGAUCCAGAGAAGCUGCAGACUAUAUUCAAUGUGAAUGAGGCUUAUCCAGAUUUUUCCGAAGUUGACUGGUCUAGGUUAAGGAAUGUGAAGGUUCUUUAUCUUGGAAGGUGGCACAACAGAGCUAAUCAUCACAUUGAAGUAGAUGACGUUGAAUUCUUUAAAGGGUUGAGGUAUAUGAGACAUUUGAUUUUCUUCAGCCUACGAGGGAUAUCUAGGAUUAUGGAGCUUCCUGAUUCACUGUGCAAGCUUUCUAGUCUGAGGAUCUUGGAUCUUAGUGCAUGCAACAAUUUAGAAAUACUUCCAGAGACAAUAGGCUCGCUUAAGAGGCUCACUCAUUUGGAUAUGUCUGAGUGUUACUUGCUGGAGCACAUGCCUAAGGGGAAUAUUGCCUUGCUCUCAGAACUCCAAGUUCUUAAAGGAUUCAUAAUUUGUGAUCAUAAGAAUGAUAGAUCAUGUACUCUUCAUGAUUUGUCAGCUUUGAAGAAGUUGAGGAAAUUGGCAAUCAACACAAGCAGGGAGGAUUUUCCCCGAGAAGAAGAGCUAAUUGUUUUCCAACAGUUUGGAUCGCUUCGAAAGCUAACAAUAGCAUGGGGAGGGUUAUACCUCCCAGCCAUCCAGCUGGAUAAACGUAUUAAGCUGGAGAAUAUUGCUGCUCGACCCACAACAUCAAACACUUUGAAGAGUAGUGGAGGUAACCAUACACAAGACAAUGCUGCACCAGAGCCAGCAACACCAACUGGCAUAAGAAACUAUAUCCCUAAAAUCCCUUCAAGUUUAUCAGCCUUCAAGCGAAUGACUAAAACUACUACCAGGAAUCAGGAACAUUUUAAAGAACUAGAGAAGCUGGAUCUGCAGUGCUACCCUCAGAUGACAGCACCCAGUUGGUUGAUGCCUGGAAAGCUUAAGAGUCUAAAGAAACUCUACAUUAGAGGAGGACAGCUCCAAAAUCUAGGUCAAGUUCACGAGAAUGACAAGUGGACAAUUAUGAUUUUACGUCUGAAGUUCUUUAGUGAAUUAAACCUGGAUUGGAAUGAACUCCAGGUGCCAUUUCCAUACUUAAUAUAUUUGGAGAAAUAUAGAUGCCCUAAGCUCACUUUCUUCCCAUGCGAUGCGAGUGGCCUAUGGCUGAAGCCCUGA